Eremothecium cymbalariae DBVPG#7215 is the source of this 1539-nucleotide messenger RNA. It is a transcript of the gene YEF1, whose product is annotated as NADH/NAD(+) kinase. The transcript has a single exon. Bases 1 to 1539 code for a protein of 512 amino acids. Lineage: Eukaryota; Fungi; Ascomycota; Saccharomycetes; Saccharomycetales; Saccharomycetaceae. The record is from RefSeq and is a predicted model, not a curated record. Gene Ontology annotation, biological process: NAD+ metabolic process; NADP+ biosynthetic process. Gene Ontology annotation, molecular function: NAD+ kinase activity.
AUGGCUGAUAGCGAUAGCCAUACGGAGAAAGGUCUCUGUGAAGAGUCGUGUACUGGUGAAGUUAAUUUUGGAGAGGACAGAAAUGGUGAAAAGAAUGUACCUACCAUAAAGUUGGUAAACAGCGAACAUAGCACAAUGCUGAGACCGGUUAAUUCGAAUUCAGCGCCACUUCAUGUGGAAGAAGGAAAUUGCCAAUCAUCUGGGUCUUUGUUUAGGAAGCUGUCAACUAGUAAUGAUGAUGUGCGGAAGGUCAAAUCGCAUGUGCAGUUGUCUUCAACUGCGCAUGGUGUUAGAAUGUUGUCAAAGAACAUAUCAAAUACAAAGGUAACUAUUCAAGUUGAGCAUCUUAUGAUUGUGACGAAAAAGCAAGAUAGCUCUUUAGUAUAUUUGACUAGAGAAAUGGUUGAAUGGAUUCUUGUGCAGUUCCCUACAAUUUAUGUAUAUGUGGAUUCCAACCUAAAAUGUAACAAACGAUUUAACGAAAAGGAAUUAAUUAAAGAUAGCAAGUGUUCGAAAACCAAGUUGAAUUAUUGGGAUAACGAAUUUGUGAAGAAGCAUCCUGAUUUGUUUGAUUUAGUUAUCACACUUGGGGGUGAUGGUACGGUUCUAUACGUAUCAUCUAUCUUCCAGAAAGAUGUUCCACCAGUGAUGUCCUUCUCUCUUGGUUCGUUAGGUUUCUUGACGCUAUUUAGGUAUGAGAACUUCCGUGAGGAUCUCACAAGAGUAUUCCAGUCAAAGAUAAGGACGAAAAUGAGAAUGAGAUUGUGCUGCAGGGUAUAUUCUCGUAAGAAAACAGAUUCUGCUACCGAUAAGGAACACUUGAAGAACCAAAAUAAGUACGAAUUGACCGGGUCAUACCAUGUGCUUAAUGAAUUAACAAUUGACAGAGGGCACUGUACGUUCAUUUCGAUGUUGGAACUCUACGGUGACAACGCACUUUUGACCGUCGCACAAGCAGACGGACUGAUCAUUGCAACUCCAACCGGUUCAACUGCGUAUUCUCUCAGCGCGGGUGGUUCUUUAGUGUACCCAAAUGUAAACGCGAUUGCAGUAACCCCUAUAUGUCCUCACACCCUGAGUUUUAGGCCAAUCAUACUGCCAGAUAGUAUGACUCUAAAAGUCAAGGUGCCUAUAAGAUCUCGAUCCACCGCAUGGGCUGCCUUUGAUGGUAAGAAUAGAAUCGAAUUACAAAAGGGGGAUUACAUUUCUAUUGUGGCUAGUCCGUAUGCAUUCCCCACUUUAGAAUCAUCGCCAACAGAGUUCAUCGAUAGCAUCAGAAGAACCCUUAAUUGGAAUGCUAGAGAAGCUCAGAGCUCUUUUGUACAUAUGCUCUCAGGAAAGAAUCAAAUGAAGUAUGAAAGCGACAUAUAUGAAGGACAAUUUCAUAAUUCUGGUGAACCUACUGAAGAAUUACAAACCGAAGAUUCAGAGGAUUGUAGGCGGCAUCCCGAUAGUUAUGAUAAAAUAACCGGCUCUGAUAGUGAUCGUGAACACUAUGUUUCUUCUGAGGAGUGCAAAAACGCCUUUAUGGAAUGUUAA